AUGGGUCUUCCCAUCCCUACCACCCCCUAUUUUGUCCCCCCUUCCUUACUCUCCCCUCUCUUCGCCUCCCCACAAUGCUUCUGUCAAGUGCAACACGGCACCGGUGGUGGUGUGAUAACACAUGCACACACAAAUAGAGUGGUACUGACAGUGGCAGCUAUUUCCGCUGUGCUGCCCUUUGCGCAAGGAGGCGGGCGGACGGGUGAACGGACGGACCAGUACGUUACUCAAAUGAUAAUUAAAGUUGAAGGCGAUGUUUUCAAAAAGGUCAAAAUUGAGAUCUACCGCCUUAACAUCGAGGUGACUGAUCAACCAACGGUGUUGGAGAGAAGAAGGCAGUUUUGGCCACGUGUUUCAAAAAUGACCUAUGGCGGGCAAUCGGUUCUCCAGACCUUCCGCCAUCCUAAGAAAAAUCAAACUCUUAAUUUCAGGACUCUUUUCCGUGAAAAAGUAGCCCUUACAACAGGCUGCAGUAGCGUGGCAAAGGAUUGUCCCAAUGUGCAAGGCAUGGCUAAGCCCUAA
Echinococcus granulosus is the source of this 522-nucleotide messenger RNA. RefSeq lists its product as hypothetical. The transcript has 4 exons. NCBI's taxonomy places the organism in Eukaryota, Metazoa, Platyhelminthes, Cestoda, Cyclophyllidea, Taeniidae. The record is from RefSeq and is a predicted model, not a curated record. The coding region runs from base 1 to 522 and encodes 173 amino acids.